Messenger RNA from Parnassius apollo (apollo), 825 nucleotides. NCBI's taxonomy places the organism in Eukaryota, Metazoa, Arthropoda, Insecta, Lepidoptera, Papilionidae. The record is from the annotation of a GenBank genome assembly.
AUGGACGAAACCGGUAUUUCGACGACAUCAAACAAACCCCCUAGAGCACUAUCAAUAAAAGGAAAGAAACAGGUGGGCAUAAUUGCAAGUGCGGAGCGAGGUCAAUUAACGACUGUCAUCGGGUGUUGUAAUGUCGCUGGAUCAUUUCUACCACCCUUCCUGAUUUUCGCCAGAAAGAAGAUGCAACCCAGACUUCUUGACGGUGCGCCUCCCGGGACUCCAGGACAUGUACGACCUAGCGUCGACAAAAAGGUACUUCUACUCUUGGACAACCAUGAGAGCCACAAAUAUUAUCCUGCUUUGGAAUAUGCAAGUAAGAAUAGCGUCAUAAUUUUAUCCUUGGCCCCGCAUACUACUCAUAAAAUGCAACCUAUGGAUGUGGCCGUCUACGGCCCACUGAAAACGUAUUUUGAACGAGAGAUUAAUAGGUUCCAAAAGGCUCAUCCUGGACGCAUUGUAAAUCAGUACGAUGUAGCCAGACUGAUAUCACCAGCUUUUCUGAAAAGUGCAGUCGCCAUAAAUGCAGUUCAUGGGUUUGAACGACCUGGAAUUUGGCCAGUGAACAAAUAUGUUUUUGGGGAUGAAGACUUUGAACCAGUCAAAUCAAGUAUGAAUAUCAGCACAGUAGGCAUAGAUUCGAUACAAACAAUAGAUAUCCCUGAUUCCGCUGCCUCUUCAACCCCUUCACCCUCACUUUUACAAGAAUGCAAUUCGACAGUUGAUCACCAUGCAGAAAUAGUUCUACCUCCAGGAAAAGCUACAAUUUGUGAAUUAUCUAAACCUCAACUCUGUUGCACCAAUUGUAGUUUCCCAAUAAUCUACUAA